Messenger RNA from Clupea harengus (Atlantic herring), 1799 nucleotides. It is a transcript of the gene cfap418, whose product is annotated as cilia and flagella associated protein 418. The record is from RefSeq and is a predicted model, not a curated record. Gene Ontology annotation, cellular component: cytosol. Lineage: Eukaryota; Metazoa; Chordata; Actinopteri; Clupeiformes; Clupeidae.
ACACACAAUUCAGCGCGCGGGACAAAUCUUGUGCAGUCAGUCCACUAGGUGUCAGGAUUUACCUGCGUGAUCAUUUUGAAGCUGGUCAUGUGGCAACAGAAGUUGCCUUGCUUGUCCUAACGAAAUGAUGAUGGCAGAUGAUCUGGACGAACUGCUAGACGAAGUGGAGGCAAAGUUUUGUAGCGACAUCUCGUUACCAGGUCAACGCAAUCAAGUGGACCAAGCCUGCGAACAAGUACAAUACAGAAGCGAGAGGGCCUGCAAUACCAAGCAUGAUGCAACCAGAAGAGUUAAGAACGACGACAUCGACACGCUGCUUGAGGAGUUGCUUGACGAUGACGACGAUGUCAAAAACAGACAAGCCGAUUCUAAUGUUGGCAAAGCAAUCAGAAGUGGACCUAAGGAGCCAGUGACACAGCUUGUUAAAAGAAAAUGCUGUCCUGUAUUUGUGGGUGGAAGUACCAUACCACCAGGUGUAGGAACAAGCAACUCUCAAAGGGUAUGCAGCCAGCUAAGGUGUAUUUCCUGCGAUUUUCGAAUUGCUUCAUUUGAUGACCAUGAGUGGGACUCCACAUGUGAUUACCUCUUCUUUAGGAACAAUAUGCCAGACUGCGACCGACUGCGGGCCAAGUUGAAGAGGCGCAAGGGAGCGCGGGCGUACGCAUGCCAGUGCAGUUGGCAUUCGGCCCUGGCACUCACAGACCUCAGGGACCAGCCUCAGCUCAAGUGGGUCUGCGGCAAGCACGAUACGUGACAAAGCCCCUCAGGGAUGGCUGCGUCCUUUUCUCAAGCAAAAAGUUUUGCAUCGUUUCAACCCGGGUCUGUCUUUUUUUUCAUGCUUUGUUUUGUUUUGUUUUGUUUUGUUCCUCUAUGUGCACUUCAAUGUUUUCAUGUGUUGGCAACAUCAGACGUGUUUUCUUUUUUUUCUUUUUUUUGCCUUUUACUUAUAUAGCAAAGAAUAGUGAUUGGGACACAGUCUGCUCUUUACAGUUGCAGCGUGUUUUGUUCUUUUCUCAUAGUUUCCAUCUAUAUUCAGAGUAAAUUAAAGCCUUUAUCAAAAAGUGCUGCUGAGUCGCUGCUCUUUAUGCUAAUAGAGUAGAUAUUAACUCUGGCUUUGAAGGCCGCGGAUUACAAGGAACAGCAAGAACCGCCUUGCCCCCUUCAAGAAAACAAGUGCGUUGAAAGGGAUUGCUAAUUGUAUUGUCUGGUGUAAUAACAAGAAUUCUGUACAGUAUAAUCCAUUGUUACACUUCAAAAGGGAAGAGUUUCACUACACAGAGCUAUCCUAAAACAUUCACAGUAUUUUUAAUAUAUGGUGAUUUCACUGUCUAAAGGAGAUAAAGGGUACCAUCUUGUGUUGUUGUAUGCCUCUCGAUCUGUUAAUUCCUCACAGUGAUGAAGCAGCAUAGCUGUGACUGCUAAAUUGAGAUAUCCUCAGCCAAGUGGAUUUAUUGGACCAAAAUACGUUUCUGAGACACGUCUAAUGUGUUUGAUUGUGUAAUAUGUUUUAAUCACUGACUACUGUGACUGUGUGUGUGUUUGGUGAAGUUAAGUGUUACAUUUACUCGUUUUCAAACGUGGAGUUUAGUAUUAAUUUGUAGAACUGUUUAAAAAAAGUCCAAAGAUACUGAGCACAUUGACCAGGUUUGUUUAUUUAUAUAAUUUCUCUUUCAUUCCCUUUGUUUUGUGUGUGUCUGUGUGCAUGCAGGCGUGUGAGCGUGUGUGUCUGUGAGAAGUGAACAGAAAAAUAGACGUGUCCAUGUGAUUGUGGGACUGAAUAAAUAUCACUACCUGAGGAA